Centruroides sculpturatus (bark scorpion) is the source of this 923-nucleotide messenger RNA. Its product is annotated as 26S proteasome non-ATPase regulatory subunit 8-like. Gene Ontology annotation, biological process: proteasome-mediated ubiquitin-dependent protein catabolic process. Lineage: Eukaryota; Metazoa; Arthropoda; Arachnida; Scorpiones; Buthidae. The transcript is spliced from 7 exons. Gene Ontology annotation, cellular component: proteasome regulatory particle, lid subcomplex; cytosol; proteasome regulatory particle. The record is from RefSeq and is a predicted model, not a curated record. Bases 29 to 874 code for a protein of 281 amino acids.
CGAUUGACGUAGUGAACUCUGGCGAGAAAUGGAUAAACUAAAAUCGGUCAAUCAGUUCAAAAUGGGUACUUCGGGUAGAUCGUUCUUGAAGGAAACGAUUGUUCCCACUUAUCAAAAAUUAUUUGCGGAAUGGAAUAAAACACCCCCCAAUUUAGCCGUCUGUCAAAGAUUGUUAAACGCAAUCGAGGUUGAAUUGACAAAUAUAUCUUUCUUGCCAACAUCUCAAACUUCAAUUGAUAAACAAGAGCUGCUUAUUACACGUGACACUUUGGAAAUCGGAGCCAGAUUGAGCAUUGCCACGGCCGACAUUCCGUCAUUCGAGCGUUACAUGGCACAAUUGAAAUGUUACUAUUUUGAUUAUCAGAAUGAUGUUCCAGAUUCAAAUUACAAGUAUCAUCUUCUGGGUCUGAAUCUUCUUCGCUUGUUAGCUCAAAACAGAAUGGCUGAAUUCCACAUGGAAUUAGAACUUUUGCCGUUUCGUGAGCUCCAAAAUAUUUACAUUCGACAUCCCGUAUCUCUAGAACAGUAUUUGAUGGAGGGUAGUUAUAAUAAGAUAUUCUUAUCGAGAGGAAAUGUUCCAGCCAAUGACUACAAGUUUUUCAUGGACAUAUUACUGAAUACAGUCAGAAAUGAGAUUGCAAGUUGUAUCGAGAAGGCUUACGAACAGUUGGCUUUUACUGAAGCGAGAAGGAUGCUGUUUUUUGAAACACAAGACAAAAUGGAGGAAUAUGCUAGAGAGAGAGGGUGGAAAAUGGACAGAGACAACCGUUUCGUGUUCAUCAUGGAAGUGAAGCAGUCUGACACGAACAUCCCGGCCUCGGAGCUCGCGUCCCAAACUAUACAGUACGCCAGAGAGCUAGAGAAGAUCGUGUAACGCAAAUUUUUUUUAUUUCUUACAAAUAAAAGUUUUGUUCUAAUUUAAA